GCGGGAUCUUGGGCGGAGUUUGUGCAGACUUUGCUACAGCGCAUCCGGUGGUGUACUGCUGUACAAUAAAACCCUAAUACAUCAUCACCGUAAAUAACGAGGGAUGAUAUUACAGAAUACUAACGCAAAACAAGAGGGAACGUAAGGACGCUUUCGAUCCUCUAAACGUCAUCACUGGACGUGACACUACGUACCCAAACAAGGGGGCGGAGGAACAGCACAGACGGUCUUACCUUUGCUUCCAGGAACAGAUGCCCAGUCUCCUGUUCAUAGAAAACUGUUGAGAGGAAGCACCUGGAGUUGGGUCUUGCAUACUCUUUUUCUGGGCUUCUGCCAUCAACCACAUCCUGGAUCCUUUUCCCAACAUCUGUCCAUUUACCCCAUCAAGACAAGACUGAAGUGGUGAAUCCUCAGUAAAUGAGCUGUACUGUAGAGAAAGUCCUGGCAGAUGCAAAGGCACUUGUGGAGAGGCUAAGAGAACAUGACAAUGCAGCUGAAACUCUUAUUGAACAGACUACGGCACUAAAUAAGCGGGUGGAAGCCAUGAAACAGUACCAAGAGGAAAUCCAGGAACUGAAUGAAGUGGCACGACAUCGACCACGAUCCACCCUGGUGAUGGGAAUCCAGCAAGAAAACAGGCAAAUAAGAGAACUGCAACAGGAAAAUAAAGAGUUGCGAACUUCAUUAGAGGAACAUCAGUCUGCUUUGGAACUUAUAAUGAGUAAAUUCAGAGAACAGAUGUUCAGAUUGCUAAUAGUUAGCAAAAAGGAAGAUCCUGCUGUGGUUGCAAAAUUAAAAGAACAACAUUCCAAGGAACUUCAAACACAUGUGGACAAGAUCAGUGAAAUGGCAGCAGUAAUGAGAAAAGCUGUGGAUGUAGAUGAACAACAGUUUCAUAAGGAGCAGGAGCAUAUCGCACAGCUGGAAUUUGAGAACAAAGGUUUGAGAGAAGUUCUGCAGAUAACCAGAGAGUCAUUCCUGAGCCUAAAGAAAGAUGACACAUCAGAAAGCACCAGCCUGUCUGCAUUAGUCACUAGUACAGAUAUAAGCCUCAGAAAGAGCUAAGAGCCUAUCAAGAGAUGCAACCUUAAUUUAAUAAACAACACAUUUUCAUCUUUAGGGUCCAAGCACUGAAGGGAAAGGCCUCGGUAAUGUAACUGAAAUGGCUUUUCACAGUCCUUGUUUUAUAAAUGAACUUCAGCCCACUAAAAAAAGCAAAGCUGACAUAGUGAAGUGAAGCCUACUUUGUUAUGCAUGCUGUUCGUAUGGACCAUGGUUGUACGGCAGAUGGUUAUAAAGGUUUACACGUGAAUGCAGACUUUGCUGCAUGUCCAUUCUGUAGCCUGUCGGUGGGAAACAAACUACACUGGAAAAAUACUUAAUGCUGCUUACAUUAGGCAGAAAAGCAACAAUAAUUUUCUGAAAAAUGUGUGUUUUUCACUGUAAAUAUAUUUUUUCAUCUCUCAAAUAUGUCAUCCAGAUUUGCAUUGUUUACAAAGAAAUGUAGAGUCUAAUUAAAAACAAAAUUUCUACAAAAA
Molecule: messenger RNA, 1538 nt
Organism: Protopterus annectens (West African lungfish)
Lineage: Eukaryota; Metazoa; Chordata; Ceratodontiformes; Protopteridae
Gene: FGFR1OP2
Product: FGFR1 oncogene partner 2
Exons: 8
Coding region: 418-1065 (215 amino acids)
Biological process (GO): response to wounding
Source: RefSeq, a predicted model, not a curated record